This is a messenger RNA of Lactuca sativa (garden lettuce), 654 nucleotides long. RefSeq lists its product as uncharacterized. NCBI's taxonomy places the organism in Eukaryota, Viridiplantae, Streptophyta, Magnoliopsida, Asterales, Asteraceae. The record is from RefSeq and is a predicted model, not a curated record.
AUGAUCAAGAAUGCCGAAGUUGAAGCUUUGAAGGAAGUGAAUGUCAAGAAAGAGAAGUUGGGAAAGAAGAUCGAUUUUGGGGAAAAUCAACAAGGAUUGAUGACCGUUAAGGGAAGAAUUUGGGUCCCUAAACAUGGAAAGAAUCGGAAGCUAGUUUUAGAUGAGGCUCAUAAGUCAAAUUACUCCAUCCAUCUCGGGAGUACCAAGACCUAUAGAGAUUUGAGAAGACACUUCUGGUGGCCCGGAAUGAAACCAAAAGUGGUGAAGUACAUCUCCAACUGUUUGACUUGUGCUCAAGUCAAGCAUUAUGGAAGGAAAUGUAGAACACCCUUGUGUUGGCUUGAAGCUGGAGAGAAGAAACUCCCAUGUCCCGAACUUGUGAGGCUAACAAAUGAAAAGAUAGAAGUUAUUCAAGCUAACAUGAAGGCGGCUCAAGAUAGGCAAAGAAGUUAUGCAAGUUUGAAGCAAAAACCUUAUGACAUAAAAGAAGGUGAAUUGGUAAUGUUGAAAGUCUCCCCAUGGAAAGGAGUCAUGAGAUUCGGUAAGAAGGGUAAAUUGAAUCCAAGAUACAUUGGACCCUUCAAGGUGUUGAAAGUGGUUGCAACCCAAGUCUUUAAGUUUGGAGUUGCCCAAAGAACUCGAAGGAAUACAUGA